CGACAACCAUCACAACAACUCUCCUCCUCCACUCUCUGCUUCAACCAUGACGGAGGUAAACCCUAACCCUAACCCUAAUCACAAUGGGAUCGUGGCCUCCGAUUGGAUAGAACAGGCACAAGCCGCCGCUCUUCUUCGCUACCCCGUCAUCGCGGGAAGAGGACCUUCUUUUAGCGUCAUUGAGGAGUUCAACAAAUGGAGACAGCAGGCGGAUUUGGCGGAGGCUGUUGCGGCGAUUCGUGCUCUCGCGGCGGUUAUUAGGGCUAGCGAAGCGAGGACCAUGAUGGAGCUCGAGAUUGAACUCAAGAAAGCUUCUGCUACAUUGAAAUCAUGGGACACAACUUCUAUAUCCUUAAGAGCAGGAUGUGAUCUAUUCAUGCGCUACGUGACUCGAACAUCUGCGUUAGAGUCUGAGGAUUUCAAUACAGCAAAGUCCCGCGUGCUUGGACGUGCUGAGAAGUUCGGAGAAAUAUCUUACAAGGCUCGAAAGAUCAUUGCAGUGCUUAGUCAAGAUUUCAUCUUUGAUGGGUGUACUAUACUGGUUCAUGGCUUCUCCAGAGUUGUACUCGAAAUACUAAAGACAGCAACUCAAAACAAGAAACUCUUUCGAGUUCUGUGUACAGAGGGAAGGCCAGACAAAACUGGUGUGCUGCUAGCUAAAGAGCUUGCAAAGCUAGAUGUUCCAGUGAAGCUUCUGAUUGAUUCAGCUGUGGCCUAUAGCAUGGAUGAAGUAGACAUGGUGAUUGUUGGAGCAGACGGAGUAGUUGAAAGUGGCGGUGUGAUUAACAUGAUGGGUACUUACCAAAUCGCUCUUUUAGCACAUAGUAUGAACAAACCAGUCUAUGUAGCUGCAGAGAGUUACAAGUUUGCACGUCUCUACCCGUUGGAUCAAAAGGACUUGGCACCGGCCUUGCGACCUAUUGAUUUUGGUGUUCAUGUUCCUCCUAAGAUCGAGGUAGAGAGAUCUGCGAGAGACUACACUCCUCCUCAGUACUUGACUAUGCUAUUCACUGAUCUUGGUGUUCUCACUCCAUCUGUAGUUAGUGAUGAGCUGAUUCAGCUUUACUUGUAAGGAGUGUCUUCUUCAUUUACUCCUUGGCUGCGAACUUUCAUUUCUUUGUAUAAAAAGGUAGAAAGCCCAUUCUUUGACUGUACAUAGACACAAGCUUGUCUUACUGCUUAUGCAGAACGUUUUGGUGAGGGAGAGAGAUUGUUACUUGUAAUCUUUACUCAACAUUUAUCUCUUAAUGGUGCAUUUGAAGACAUUUCAGACUUUGUAAAACUUUAGCCAAUAAAUUCAUGAAUAGUAUCAGUAACUUAGCUUAUACGUACUUAUGGAUGAAUUUUGUUUAUUAUAUU
Messenger RNA from Eruca vesicaria subsp. sativa (arugula), 1359 nucleotides. Lineage: Eukaryota; Viridiplantae; Streptophyta; Magnoliopsida; Brassicales; Brassicaceae. The record is from the annotation of a GenBank genome assembly.